AUGAGCAGCAGCCACACGUCUGCCGCCGGCUGCCCCGUGCACGAGGCGCUCCCUCACGACCCUGUCCCCUUCUUCUCCUCGGGCGACAUCAACUUCAAUGCGCACGACGUCGGCUGGCUCGUGUGCGGCACACUCGCCUUCGUGGCGACCAUCACGUCGUGUUGGCUCAUCCGCAAGCACCUGUCGUUCUACUACCACCCGACCGAGCAGCGGCACAUCGUCCGCCUCCUCGCCAUGCCCAUCGUCUACGCCAUCUGCUCGUUCCUGUCCUACUUCUGGUACCGCCAAGCCCUGUACUUUCAGCUCGUCCGCGACUGCUACGAGGCCAUUGUCAUCGCCGAGUUUUUUUUCCUCCUCCUCUCGUUCCUGUCGAACCCGCCGCCGACAUCCGAGGAGCCGAUCCCGACCCCGUACGCGACCAAGGCGGAGCGAGACGCCCAGCUGCGCGAGUCGGUCAAGGACCUUCACCUCCGCAAAUGGAUGUGGCCUCUCGGGUUCCUUAAGUGGCGGCCUGCUGGCGGCGGACCGGGCGAGGGCGAGGCCUUUCUCUGGUGGAUGCGGGUCUGUAUCGGCCAAUAUGUCCUCGUGCGGCCGCUCUCGACGCUCGCAUCCGUCGUCGGCGAGGCUACAGGCUACUAUUGCCUCGCUUCUUGGUCGCCGAGGUUUGUCCACGUCUGGGCGAGCGCAGCAAUCACCAUCUCGGUCACCAUCGCCAUGUACUGCGUCCUCCAGCUCUACAUGCCGCUUCGUGAACCUCUCAAGCCCUAUCAGCCCGUCUUAAAGUUCCUCUGCGUCAAGCUCGUCGUCUUCUUCACGUUCUGGCAAGAGACUGCCCUGAGCUUCCUCGUCACGGUCGACGUGCGUCUCUGCGCAUCUCUCGGGCCCGGUCGCAUCCACUGA
Messenger RNA from Rhodotorula graminis WP1, 900 nucleotides. RefSeq lists its product as uncharacterized. NCBI's taxonomy places the organism in Eukaryota, Fungi, Basidiomycota, Microbotryomycetes, Sporidiobolales, Sporidiobolaceae. Bases 1 to 900 code for a protein of 299 amino acids. Gene Ontology annotation, molecular function: transporter activity. The record is from RefSeq and is a predicted model, not a curated record. Gene Ontology annotation, biological process: transport. The transcript has 7 exons.